AUGGCAUUAGUCUUAGGAGAUAAACCUCCGCUGAUGACUGCCUAUGAAGACAGUGAUCGCGCUGGAAGCAUCAGUACUCUUGAUUCCUUAGACUUUGCAAGAUACUCUGAUGAUGGCAAUAGGGAAACGGACGAAAGAGUAGCAGUCCUGGAGUUUGAACUACGGAAAGCCAAGGAGACCAUACAGGCCCUCCGAGCCAACCUGACUCAGGCUGCAGAAAAUGAAGUUCCUUUGCAGGAACGAAAAAAUUAUAAAUCAAGUCCUGAAAUUCAGGAGCCAAUCAGACCUCUUGAGAAAAGAGCUCUAAACUUCCUAGUUAAUGAAUUUUUAUUGAAGAAUAGUUACAAGCUUACAUCAAUAACAUUUUCAGAUGAAAAUCAUGAUCAGGAUUUUGAGCUUUGGGAUGAUGUAGGAUUGAACAUUCCGAAACCUCCUGACCUGUUACAACUCUAUCGUGACUUUGGAAACCAUCAUGUUACUGCAAGAGAUGUGGUGGAUGUAUCAGUUGGUGUAGAAGACGAUGACUUAGAGGCUGCUACUCCUAUACUUGGGAGCGUCCCUGUAUUUGAAACAGCACCACAGUCAAUAGAACAAUGUUUAAUAGUGCAAAAAUUAGAAGAUCAAAUUAGUGUGUUAAACAGUGAGAAAUGGUCUUUGAUGGAACAAAUCCAAAGGCUUGAGAGUGAAAUAGAUUUUCUCAAGAAUGAAAACUUUGCUGUGCCAACAGUUUAUGGUGUAGCUCCCCAUCCUUCUUUAAAACAAGUGCCUCUCACAGUCUCAGAGGACAAUGGACGGUACUUGGAUAUCAAGAGCUCUGAGAAUGACAAUAAACAUGGAAACACUGAGGAAACAAGCAUCUCUUUAUCAGCUGAAGUGGAUUCAAGGACUUCUAAAGAUGAUACGCUAAAUUCUGUGCCCUGUAAAGAAACAGAGAAACUGUCCUCUUGUUCUUCAUCAACUAAAGCUGCAGUUCACUUCGAUAAACCUAAUAGGAAAUUGUCACCAGCUUUCCAUCAAGCACUACUGUCUUUCUGUCGGAUGUCAGCAGACAGCCGUUUGGGAUCAGAGGUAUCUCGGAUUGCAGACAGUGAAAGAAGUGUCAUGUUAAUGCUGGGACGCUGCCUGCCUCAUAUUGUCCCUAAUGUGCUGCUUGCAAAGCGAGAGAAAAUGGUUUUACAUCUCUGUCGGGAAUUGAUCCCACUCAUACUGUGUACAGCCUGCCUCCAUCCUGAACCCAAAGAGAGAGAUCAGCUUCUACACAUACUGUUCAAUUUGAUCAAACGACCAGACGAUGAGCAAAGACAGAUGAUACUGACUGGGUGUGUGGCAUUUGCCCGACACGUUGGACCAACACGUGUAGAAGCUGAGCUUUUACCACAGUGUUGGGAACAGAUCAACCACAAAUACCCAGAGAGACGACUACUAGUAGCAGAAUCCUGUGGAGCUCUAGCACCUUACCUUCCAAAAGAAAUUCGUAGUUCAUUAGUACUUUCCAUGCUGCAGCAAAUGCUAAUGGAAGAUAAGGCAGAUCUGGUACGAGAAGCGGUGAUCAAAAGCCUCGGCAUCAUUAUGGGAUAUAUUGAUGAUCCAGACAAAUAUCAACAGGGCUUUGAACUACUGCUUUCGGCUUUAGGAGACCCUUCAGAACGUGUAGUUAGUGCAACACAUCAGGUAUUUUUACCUGCUUAUGCUGCCUGGACAACAGAACUGGGAAAUUUACAGUUCCAUCUUAUACCUACACUGCUUAAUAAAAUCGAAAAAUUGCUCAGGGAAGGAGAACAUGGCUUGGAUGAACAUAAGCUCCACAUGUAUCUGUCUGCUCUGCAGUCAUUGAUUCCUUCACUGUUUGCACUGGUGCUACAGAAUGCACCUUUCACAAACAAGGCUAAACUUCAGGGAGAAGUACCACAAAUAGAAGUAACUAGAUUUCCCCGACCUGUAUCACCUCUUCAGGAUGUGGCCAUCAUCAUUGGAAGCCGUGAGCAAUUAGCAGUGUUGUUGCAACUGUAUGACUAUCAGCUAGAACAUGAGGGUACCACAGGCUGGGAGACUUUGCUAUGGGUAGUUAAUCAACUGCUACCACAGCUUAUAGAAAUAGUUGGCAAGAUCAAUGUAGCAUCAACUGCCUGUGUCCAUGAGUUCUCUAGAUUUUUCUGGAGACUUUGUAGGACAUUUGGGAAAAUUUUUACAAACACUAAGGUAAAACCACAGUUCCAGGAAAUCUUAAGACUGUCUGAGGAAAACAUAGAUUCCACAGCAGGUAAUGGAGUGCUAACAAAAGCCACAGUUCCCAUCUAUGCAACAGGGGUCCUUACAUGUUAUAUUCAGGAAGAAGACCGCAAGCUGUUAGUUGGAUUCUUAGAAGAUGUAAUGACCAUGCUUUCACUAUCCCAUGCUCCUCUUGAUAGCCUGAAAGCUUCCUUUGUGGAACUGGGUGCAAACCCAGCUUAUCAUGAGCUGCUAUUAACUGUCUUAUGGUAUGGAGUUGUCCAUACUUCUGCUCUUGUUCGAUGUACAGCUGCUAGAAUGUUUGAGCUGUUGGUGAAGGGGGUACAUGAAACUCUGGUAGCUCAGAGAGUUGUUCCUGCUCUCAUUACUCUCUCCAGUGACCCUGAAAUUUCAGUAAGGAUUGCAACAAUUCCUGCUUUUGGGACCAUCAUGGAAACUGUUACUCAAAGAGAGGUAAGACACCUGUUGUCAGGCUUCAGUGAUGACUCACAAUAUCAAGACCAACAUUCUCUACAUACAGAAAUCAUAAAAACAUUUGGAAGAGUUGGACCUAAUGCUGAGCCCAGAUUUAGAGAUGAAUUUGUUAUUCCACACUUGCACAAGUUAGCCUUGGUCAACAACCAGCAAUCUGUGGAUUCGAAGAGACUGGAUAUCGCUACCCACCUGUUUGAAGCCUACAGUGCUCUUUCCUGUUGUUUUAUUUCAGAGGAUUUAAUGGUCAAUCACUUUUUACCAGGACUUAAGUGUUUACGAAUUGACAUGGAACAUCUCUCUCCAGAGCAUGAGGUUAUUUUAAGCUCCAUGAUAAAAGAGUGUGAACAGAAAGUGGAAAACAAGACCGUCCAAGAACCGCAGGGCUCAAUGUCGAUUGCAGCGAGCCUUGUGAGCGAAGAUACAAAGACCAAGUUUUUGAACAAAAUGGGCCAGCUGACUACAUCGGGUGCAAUGUUGGCUAAUGUGUUUCAGAGGAAGAAGUGAGAUGGGAAAAGGAACUCUCAGCUAACACUAAGAUGGACCUCACAGAGACUGGUUCCUGUACUUGAAGUACUUGCCUUUUAAUUUCUUCUGUCUUAUGUUCUUGUAGUAUACUUUUAUUCUAACCUCCAAAGAUAUUUGCACUGCUCUUGAAUAUCGCUGUGUAUCUGUUAAUUUUGGGUUAACUGUGGUUGAUAUAAAACUGAGAUCAUAGUCUGUACCAAGUCCCUGUUCUGUGUUCUUGUCUUUCCAGCAUAAUUUUUUUUAUAUAGUGGAAGGGUUUGGUUUUUUUUUUUAUUUUCUGACAGGAUAUCAGCAAAUAUCUGUAUUAUACAUGGAGCUAUUAUGACGGUACUUAAAAUAAUGUAAAUUUGAAGUCAUUGUCAUGAAGUAAUAAAAGUGGAGAUUACUUAUGUAUUUAAAUUAUGAAAGAGUAAUGCAGAUUUUUUUAUUAUGUUUCUAAAAAGAAGAGGAAGAGCCACCAGCAUUUGUCUGUGCUUCUAGGGUUGUUUUUGUAGGUGUUGUGCAUCUUGAAUCCAGAGGAACUGCAGUAUCUAAUGUAUGAGACUGCUUGCACUGCAUCAGUCUGCAGGGAAUGCUUAUGUUUCAGAUGCUUUAUGCUGGCAUUGUAAAUGCUGUACAAAGUCCUUCAGAUAAAAUUCUCGCAUCUGUU
Molecule: messenger RNA, 3877 nt
Organism: Antrostomus carolinensis (chuck-will's-widow)
Lineage: Eukaryota; Metazoa; Chordata; Aves; Caprimulgiformes; Caprimulgidae
Gene: RELCH
Product: RAB11 binding and LisH domain, coiled-coil and HEAT repeat containing
Exons: 31
Coding region: 1-3207 (1068 amino acids)
Biological process (GO): intracellular cholesterol transport
Cellular component (GO): recycling endosome; trans-Golgi network
Molecular function (GO): protein binding
Source: RefSeq, a predicted model, not a curated record